CUCUGCCUCCUCAACACUCUCUCGCCGGAAGUUCCACCAUCGACGCCAGUUCAAGCGAUUUAGCCACCGGAUUUCCACCAUCUCCGUCGAAACCUUAUGAGCAGGUUAACCGUCCAUUGAUGCAUUUGGGAGAAAAGGUUGCCGGUUGUCUGCUAGUUUAAGACAUGGCUCUGUCUAUUUCCAGAAGGAUCUUACGUGCUCUUGGGUCUUCAUCCGCAUCUUCUCGCUGCUAUUACUCAAGCAUUACCUCUCCAUCGUUAUGCACAACUCAUGAUCUGUACAACCACGUUCCUGGCGAUAGCUUACUUUCUGCAGAUUCUUCAGGCAUUUUGAAGGGCGGGUCAUCUUUCCUUUCUCAUCGAAAGCUUUCAACGGUCCUGACUCCUGAAUCAAGUGAAGGUGUAUUUCCUUCUGAUUUACUUUCAGCUAAGCCCGUGGUGGCAGCAGACCGAGAAAUAGGGCUUUAUCAGGAUAUGGUAAUUCCGGUGACAAAUUUUCAUAAUGAAGAUAAGGGCUUCAUGGUUUUAGCUGGCGAUGUCUUUGACGUGCCUAUUAGGAAGGACAUUAUACACCGAGUUGUACUAUGGCAACUUGCAAAACGACAGCAGGGAACACAUUCAACAAAAACUAUUAGCGAGGUCAGUGGAACUGGGAGAAAGCCAUGGCCACAGAAGGGUACCGGUAGAGCAAGGCAUGGAACAUUACGUGGUCCCCAGUUUCGAGGAGGUGCUACAAUGCAUGGUCCUAAGCCACGAAGUCAUGCUAUUAAGUUGAAUAAGAAGGUUCGACGGCUAGGGCUGAAGAUUGCUUUAACAGCCCGUGCAGCAGAGGGAAAGCUUCUGGUUUUUGAGGACUUGGAGGUCCCCACACAUAAAACCAAGAACAUUGUGAAUUAUGUCAGUCAAAUGGAGAACACCAAGAAGCUUCUGUUGGUGGACGGUAGUCCUAUUGGUGAAAAGCUAAAGUUGGCCACACAAAAUUUACAUUACGUGAACGUGCUGCCCUCGAUUGGUCUAAAUGUCUACAGUAUUUUGCUGCAUGACACGCUAGUGAUGUCCCGUGAUGCAGUAAACGGAAUUGUUGAGAGGGUGCACACUCCGAUCAACCGUUGAUCUUAUAUUUACUUUGUCUGCUCUACUCAUUUACUUUCAACUCACAACCGGAACUGCCUUCUUUCUUUUCAAAUUUUUUUUUUCCCUUGGCAAUUUGUAGAAGAAAAGAAAGCCAAUAAUAAUGAGCUUUUUCGUAGUUGAAAGAUAUGCAAAUUCUUGACUCAAAUGAUUCCCAUUUUUUGUUUGUUUUGGACUUUGUGCCUUGCUAUGAAAAUUGUGGUUUAAUUUCGCUGGUUUUUGGGACGCGUAGUUGGCGCUUUUUUGUAAUAUUAUUAUUUUCCAAUAGGCUUAUUAAUAUUCUUUGAUAUCAGGACAUUCCAGAGUUGAAUGAGAAGUCCUUCGAGACAUGUAACUUCCUUGUUAGAAGAUGCCCGGACUACCAGCAGUAAACCAGUUAGCCAAAAAAAAAAAGAGAGUAAGUGCACAUGCUUGGCGCAUUCUUUGACAACAAUCACGUCUCGUUGAAUAAGUUUAUAAUUUCUUUUUUGUUCUGAAGUCAAUAUGCUUGGUUGCAAGUAUGACUUGAGCGUGUGAAUUUCAUAUCCGCAUCUUAAAUUA
Messenger RNA from Morus notabilis, 1670 nucleotides. Its product is annotated as 50S ribosomal protein L4. Lineage: Eukaryota; Viridiplantae; Streptophyta; Magnoliopsida; Rosales; Moraceae. Gene Ontology annotation, biological process: translation. Gene Ontology annotation, molecular function: structural constituent of ribosome. The coding region runs from base 165 to 1112 and encodes 315 amino acids. The transcript is spliced from 9 exons. Gene Ontology annotation, cellular component: ribosome. The record is from RefSeq and is a predicted model, not a curated record.